CGGCUUUUGACUCUUUCCACGCUUGUUCUAUGCUAUCCGUUAUCACCGAUUACGCCUUUACGCAUUAAGGAAUGGACCACACUCCAAAUAAUCCGCAGUUCAAAAAUUUCACAUUGACGUUAUUUAUUUUUCUAAAAGAUUUUGUUUGAUCUUGCGAGACAAUAUCAUAUAUUAAUGAUGUUAGGAAUGUUUAACAAGAUGUCAGCGAUUAUUUUUGAUCAAUGAUCAAAGUUUAAUCUUGUAGUGAAAUUGAAAGGAGAACGAUGCAAUGAAUGUAUUUGCAUGCCAACUGAAGAGAAAAGUUUAGCGCUAUCCGUUUGUAUUAUGUCAUUGUCGUUGACUGAAAUUAUACGCCAGAAUCAUAUUUUGUAUAUGAUUGUCUGCUUCUUUCAUAGACACUUUUUUCAUAGACGAGGAAAAGUGCACCGAUGUUAAAAGAAAUUCGUUCUGUUUUACUUACUAAUUUGCGUAAUUUAAUUUUUUUCUUACUCAAUGAAUAAAUACUACAUUUUCCAACGUGCUUUUUAUUUGUUACACGAUAAUAUAUAUAUUGUUUACGUUAUACACUUUGCUUUACAAUUCGUUAGCCAAUGAAUUCCGUUCAGCCGCAACCUUUCGCGUAGGUUUGAUGUGAAAUUUACGAAUAAAUCCAUAUUGGCGAAAUCUUUGAAUAACGAAAUAACGAUUAUUUUUCAGUUCAACUGUCUUUCCAGGCAAGGAUGUUAUUAUCGUUUACGUGAUAAUACGGUCAUGUUGUUAACGAUCGUCCUGAACAUUUUCUAUAUCGUUUCUUUCCGUUUCAGGUUGGCUGCUCUGUCCAACAGAUAGGAACACGAUCGAAGUACAACAGGCGAUAUCGGUAACGUCCAAUCCAAAGAAUCGAGGCCUCUUUCAACCAGUUCAAACGACGCGCGGACAGUACAAAUGCCCGAAUUGCAAUCGUUUCUACAUGAGAAUGUAUUGCUUGAAGCGACAUUUACGAGUUGAAUGCAGUCAGACUCCAAAAUAUCAGUGCCAUAUGUGCCGUAUGUGCCAGAAUUGGUUCAAGUACAAGCACAAUUUGACGGCACAUAUGAAGAUUCACGUUGAACAACCGAGACAUUAUUGCAACCUGUGUCCGAAAAGAUUUUACAGACGAGACAAGUUGGUGAAACGUCAGAAAAGGUGGCCCGGUUCGAUGGAAACUCGCAAUCGAAGUGACGCCGUACCAGUGCCCGAAAUGCUUCAAAUAUUUUAAAUCCUCGAAAUCUUGCUCCAACCAUCGAAACACAUGCGGCACAGACAAGAAAUUUCGUUGCGCUUUCUGCGAUUAUCGAUCUCAUCAAAAGAAUAACGUCCUUCGUCAUCUUGGAACGCAGCAUCCGGAAGCAAGUCAAAA
Messenger RNA from Frieseomelitta varia, 1378 nucleotides. RefSeq names its product zinc finger protein 569-like. Bases 950 to 1237 code for a protein of 95 amino acids. The record is from RefSeq and is a predicted model, not a curated record. The transcript has 2 exons. Lineage: Eukaryota; Metazoa; Arthropoda; Insecta; Hymenoptera; Apidae.